This is a messenger RNA of Castor canadensis (American beaver), 1609 nucleotides long. RefSeq names its product N-acetyltransferase 14 (putative) (gene Nat14). The record is from RefSeq and is a predicted model, not a curated record. Gene Ontology annotation, molecular function: N-acetyltransferase activity. Lineage: Eukaryota; Metazoa; Chordata; Mammalia; Rodentia; Castoridae.
GCCUCGGCCCCUCCCCAGCCCACGCCGCUCCUCCCUCGCCCGGCCCCGGCUGGGGAAGGUUGGCAACAGUUGCUAAGGUUGAGAGCGGGCGCGGCCCCGCCCACACCGCGCGCACGAGCUUACGUCACUUCCGCCGGCGACCCCUAGCCUCCCCUGCUCCCCCCCACACCUAGUCGAAGGCUAGAAGCGACCGGUGGAGGUGCUUGCGGGGCCUUGCUCCUGCGGCGCGCGACCGGGACGACUGCGGGGGAGAGGAUCGCCGCCGGAGGACGCGAGGCCCCUUCUCUGGCGUGUGGGGAUGGGGCUCAGGGACCCCGGGGACAGCCGCAGCGCCCGGGAGGGACCCGUGUUGCAAUGUUGUCCACAGUCCGUUUAGGAGCAGAUCGCUGACGACCCCCGGGAGGGGAAAUCCGGAAAGACUUUAGGAAGGUGCACGACGCCAGCUCCCUCCUGGGGGGCGGCGGCUUGGGGGCUGCCAUGGCCCCCAGCCACCUGUCAGUGCGGGAGAUGAGGGAAGAUGAGAAGCCCCUGGUGCUGGAGAUGUUGAAGGCUGGCGUAAAGGACACGGAAAACCGUGUGGCCCUCCAUGCUCUGACGCGGCCACCGGCCCUUCUCCUCCUGGCAGCGGCCAGCAGCGGCCUGCGCUUCGUCCUGGCCUCCUUCGCCCUGGCCCUUCUGCUGCCCGUGUUCCUGGCUGUGGCUGCCAUGAAGCUGGGCUUGCGAGCCCGGUGGGGCUCUCUGCCUCCUCCCGGUGGCCUGGGAGGCCCCUGGGUGGCUGUGCGGGGCUCUGGUGAUGUGUGUGGAGUCCUGGCACUGGCCCCCGGCACCAAUGCAGGGGACGGGGCUAGAGUCACUCGCCUCUCUGUCUCUCGCUGGCACCGGCGCCGGGGUGUGGGCAGGAGGCUGGUGGCCUUCGCUGAAUCCCGGGCUCGAGCCUGGGCAGGGGGUAUGGGGGAGCCCCGAGCACGGCUAGUGGUCCCAGUGGCUGUGGCUGCAUGGGGUUUGGCAGGGCUGCUGGAGGGCUGUGGCUACCAGGCUGAGGAGGGCUGGGGCUGCAUGGGCUACACACUGGUGAGGGAGUUCAGCAAAGACCUGUGACUCGGACCCCCAUGUGCCUUCACAUAGCUGCUGGGGGUGUGGGGCAGGGAAGGCAGCACCAAACAAAUCCCUCCUGUGUGCCAGGCAUUUCACAUCCACUCUCUUGAGACUCCAGCCCACCAGGGCCCAACCUUGAGGCCUGCAGAGGGCUGGAGACCUAGAUACCUGUCCAUCCACUCCCCCCGGCCUGCAGUGUGCAGUGUACACUGUCUGAACUCAGAGUGCAGUGACUCUUGCUUUCCCCUCUAGGCACUCAGGGACCGCCAGAGGUCUGCCUGUCCAACCCCUGCCUCAGAUUGUCUGCAUGGAGACUUCCCUGUUUGUCUUUCUGCAAAGCCUGCGCUGUUUGUGCUACAGGCCUGGGAGGGAUAUCUGGGGAGGGGGAGAGAGAAUUUACGGCAGAGUACCCCCAAAGGGGACAAGCCCUCCCACUCCAGGAAUAGGCGGGGCUGGUGGGCACCGGGCCUCCAGACCAUCUGGUUUUUUACACCCAUUUGUUAAUAAAGCCUGA